GCAAACGUCAAAGCCAGAGCGUAAGUGUACGGAGCACAGUUUUCUCUAACUUUGCAUUCAGUAAUCUGCGUACAUGUUAAACGUGCAGAGCAGGUAGACGAAUAGUCUCCUGACCUGAGGUUUGUUGACGGUUCCUGGAAUAAGCAGAAUGUGCUCUAUGACAACGUCAUGCUCUAGAAUGUGAGGCGUGCACUUCGAAGUGUUUCACGUCUCGGUGUUGAGCUUCCAUCGAGGGAAACGGGUCUGUGCUUAACAGCUGAAAAUUAGAAAAAUCAGAUGCCUAUUAGAUAUGCUGGAUUCACAGAGCAGUUUGACAUCUUAGUUUUAAAAAAUCCCACGAUCUUAAAGCGUUCUUUGUGCCCGUUCCUUGGGUGAAGUGCACCUGAUUUUUUUCCCUCCACCUGCCCAUGGACAGUCAAGCCUGGCUGGAGUCCUCCCUGCAGCGCUCUGCCAGUCUGGGCUUGGAGGUGCUGCAGCGAGCCUCCAGGCGGAAUGUGGACUGGGCGAGCACUGCAUCCCAAAACCGCACUAUGGCAGAUGAAGACACAGAUAUAGCUGACGAGAGAAAUCCCACAGAGCUUGAUGAUGCCUUUGCAAAAAUCGCUGAGUUCAUGGCACAAACCACUAGUCAUUGCAAAAGAUUUUACAAGUCUGGUUGUUGCACGCAGCCCAGUGAUAUUGAAAAGAACCACAUGUCCAGGUUUCACACACAGCCAGCAUCUGCAAAGACAUCAGCUGCGCUACCAACCAGGAAAUGCAACAAAUACCAAAACCGUGUGUCUGGAUCCAGUGAGGACUUUUAUAUCGAGCUUUCACCUGGAACAUAUGCCAUCACUGCCAGUGUGGCAGAGUCACAGCAGCAGACUCAGCUGGUCAGUGUUAAAGCUGGGGAGAGUGUCAACCUCACCUUUGACCUCUGACCCCUCAGCUGACCAAACCUGUGUCACUUCAAUAACAACUGACCAUUGCACAUGCUCUUUGUUUGUUUCUUGCUUCUUGUAUAUAGAUUUUUGCAUUAAGAGUUUACAUUUUAUUUUACUGUAAUGCACUUAAACACAUUCUUACCUGCACUAAGACCACAUCAGUGUAUUGAAAUAAAAUA
Molecule: messenger RNA, 1102 nt
Organism: Neolamprologus brichardi
Lineage: Eukaryota; Metazoa; Chordata; Actinopteri; Cichliformes; Cichlidae
Source: RefSeq, a predicted model, not a curated record